Molecule: messenger RNA, 1233 nt
Organism: Scylla paramamosain (green mud crab)
Lineage: Eukaryota; Metazoa; Arthropoda; Malacostraca; Decapoda; Portunidae
Product: RNA-binding protein 25-like
Exons: 3
Source: RefSeq, a predicted model, not a curated record
AGAGAGAGAGAGAGAGAGAGAGAGAGAGAGAGAGAGAGAGAGAGAGAGAGAGAGAGAGAGAGAGAGAGAGAGAGAGAGAGAGAGACGGAAAGAGAGAGAGAGAGAGAAAGAGAGAGAGAGAGACGGAAAGAGAGAGAGAGAGACGGAAAGAGAGAGAGAGAGAGAGAGAGAGAGAGAGAGAGAGAGAGAGAGAGAGAGAGAGAGAGAGAGAGAGAGAGAGAGAGAGAGAGAGAGAGAGAGAGAGAGAGAGAGAGAGAGAGAGAGAGAGAGAGAGAGAGAGAGAGAGAGAGAGAGAGAGAGAGAGAGAGAGAGAGAGAGAGAGAGAGAGAGAGAGAGAGAGAGACGGAGAGAGAGACGAGAGAGAGAGAGAGAGAGAGAGAGAGAGAGAGAGAGAGAGAGAGAGAGAGAGAGAGAGAGAGAGAGAGAGAGAGAGAGACGGAGAGAGAGAGAGAGAGAGACGGAGAGAGAGAGAGAGACGGAGAGAGAGAGAGAGAGAGAGAGAGAGAGAGAGAGAGAGAGAGAGAGAGAGAGAGAGAGAGAGAGAGAGAGAGAGAGAGAGAGAGAGAGAGAGAGAGAGAGAGAGAGAGACGGAGAGAGAGACGGAGAGAGAGAGAGAGAGAGAGAGAGAGAGAGAGAGAGAGAGAGAGAGAGAGAGAGAGAGAGAGAGAGAGAGAGAGAGAGAGAGAGAGACGGAGAGAGAGAGAGAGAGACGGAGAGAGAGAGAGAGAGAGAGAGAGAGAGAGAGAGAGAGAGAGAGAGAGAGAGAGAGAGAGAGAGAGAGAGAGAGAGAGAGAGAGAGAGAGAGAGAGAGAGAGAGAGAGAGAGAGAGAGAGAGAGAGAGAGAGAGAGAGAGAGAGAGAGAGAGAGAGAGAGAGAGAGAGAGAGAGAGACGGAGAGAGAGACGGAGAGAGAGACGGAGAGAGAGAGAGAGAGAGACGGAGAGAGAGAGAGAGAGAGAGAGAGAGAGAGAGAGAGAGAGAGAGAGAGAGAGAGAGAGAGAGAGAGAGAGAGAGAGAGAGACGGAGAGAGAGAGAGAGAGAGAGAGAGAGAGAGAGAGAGAGAGAGAGAGAGAGAGAGAGAGAGAGAGAGAGAGAGAGAGAGAGAGAGAGAGAGAGAGAGAGAGAGAGAGAGAGAGAGAGAGAGAGAGAGAGAGAGAGAGAGAGAGCUGGCAACCUGUUCCGUGGGCUGCAUAUCUUAUACAUGAAAAAGUCACCAACCUCGCUACAUGUGUAA